Molecule: messenger RNA, 1410 nt
Organism: Emys orbicularis (European pond turtle)
Lineage: Eukaryota; Metazoa; Chordata; Testudines; Emydidae
Gene: CHRM2
Product: cholinergic receptor muscarinic 2
Exons: 1
Coding region: 1-1410 (469 amino acids)
Biological process (GO): G protein-coupled receptor signaling pathway, coupled to cyclic nucleotide second messenger; chemical synaptic transmission; regulation of heart contraction
Cellular component (GO): dendrite; plasma membrane; synapse
Molecular function (GO): G protein-coupled acetylcholine receptor activity; G protein-coupled serotonin receptor activity
Source: RefSeq, a predicted model, not a curated record
AUGAAUAACUCAACUUACAUAAACUCCUCCGCCGAGGAUGUUAUGGCACUGGGGAGUCCCUAUAAAACUGUUGAGGUGGUCUUCAUAGUCCUGGUAGCAGGAUCUCUCAGUCUUGUGACCAUCAUUGGGAACAUCCUGGUCAUGGUGUCCAUCAAAGUCAACAGGCACCUGCAGACUGUCAACAACUACUUCCUGUUCAGCUUGGCAUGUGCCGACUUGAUUAUUGGUGUCUUUUCUAUGAACCUGUACACGCUUUACACUGUGAUUGGCUACUGGCCCUUGGGGCCCGUGGUGUGUGACCUCUGGCUGGCUCUUGAUUAUGUGGUCAGCAAUGCCUCUGUCAUGAACCUUCUCAUCAUCAGCUUUGACAGAUAUUUUUGUGUCACCAAGCCUCUGUCGUACCCUGUAAAGAGGACCACUAAGAUGGCGGGUAUGAUGAUUGCAGCUGCUUGGGUGCUGUCCUUCAUCUUGUGGGCACCUGCGAUUCUGUUCUGGCAGUUCAUUGUUGGGGGAAGAACUGUUCCUGACGGGGAGUGCUACAUCCAAUUUUUUUCCAAUGCUGCUGUCACCUUUGGCACUGCUAUUGCAGCCUUCUACCUGCCCGUUAUCAUCAUGACCAUCCUCUACUGGCAGAUAUCUCGUGCCAGCAAGAGCAGGAUAAAAAAAGGAAAAAAGGAACCAGCACAAACCCAGGAUCCAGUUUCUCCCAGUUUGGUCCAAAGUAAAAUAGUGAAACCAAACAAUAACAACAUCCCAACGAGUGAGGAUGGGUUGGAGCACAGCAAAAUUCAGAAUGGUAAAGCCACAGGAGAGGCUGUGACAGAGAACUGCGUUCCAGGGGAGGAGAAGGAGAGCUCUAAUGACUCCACUUCCAUCAGCGUGGUUGCUUCCAAUGUGAAGGAGGAUGAAGCUACCAAAGAGGCCACCAAGGCUUCUGUUUCCCAAGUCCACUCAAAAGGGGAGAAUUCCAAGCUGACGUGCAUCAGGAUAGUCACUAAGUCCCAAAAGGGUGACUGCUGUGCCCCAACCAACACCACCGUGGAGAUUGUAGGUACUAAUGGCCAAAAUGGGGACGAGAAGCAAAACAAUGUGGCCCGUAAAAUUGUCAAGAUGACCAAGCAGCCAGCCAAAAGGAAACCACCCCCUUCUAGAGAAAAAAAAGUGACCAGGACUAUCUUGGCUAUUCUCUUGGCCUUCAUCAUUACCUGGACACCAUACAAUGUGAUGGUUCUCAUCAACAGCUUCUGCGUCUCCUGCAUCCCCAACACUGUAUGGACUAUUGGUUACUGGCUCUGUUAUAUCAACAGCACCAUCAACCCUGCCUGCUACGCGCUCUGCAAUGCUACCUUUAAGAAAACCUUUAAGCACCUCCUUAUGUGUCAUUACAAGAACAUAGGCGCCACAAGGUAA